Molecule: messenger RNA, 603 nt
Organism: Hydra vulgaris (swiftwater hydra)
Lineage: Eukaryota; Metazoa; Cnidaria; Hydrozoa; Anthoathecata; Hydridae
Source: RefSeq, a predicted model, not a curated record
AUGAUUCAUGGAACAUGUGGGAUUUUAAAUCCCAAUUCUCCUUGCAUGAAAGAUGAAAUAUGCACACAAAAAUUUCCUAAAGAGUUUAAUCCUCGUACUGUUGCAAUUUUUAAUGGUUAUCCUAACUACAUGCGCUUAGAUGUUGGUAGAGUAAUCAUUAUAAAGGGGCAUGAUUGUUUUAAUGUGGUAAUUAAUGAAAGUGUUAACCAUCAUGAGAUUAACACAUAUUUAGACUGUCGCUUUGUCUCCGCACCCGAGGCUCUUCGGAGAAUAUAUGAGUAUUCCAUAAGUGGUUUGUCACAUACUAUUAUCCGCCUUCAAGUCCACCUUUCUAAUCAUAAUCAGAAAGUAUAUUUUAACGAAGGAGAAGAACAAGUAACUAUAGAUUGUGCAUCACAGCGCGAAACUCAAUUAACUGCUUGGUUUAAAUUGUUACUUUUUUAUGUAAAAGGUGCAAAGUCUUUUGAGGAUUUGCGUAUUGUUCAUGGUACUGUUUUUUAUACAUUUCGUGAAGAAUGUUAUCAUUUAGGUGUAUUUCAAGAUGACAUUGAGUGGAGAAAUACAUUAACUGAAGCUGUUGCAACUUGGAUGUGUUGUAACUAA